Closterium sp. Naga37s-1 is the source of this 1701-nucleotide messenger RNA. Lineage: Eukaryota; Viridiplantae; Streptophyta; Zygnematophyceae; Desmidiales; Closteriaceae. The record is from the annotation of a GenBank genome assembly.
AUGGCGGACAACCCGGACCCCGGGGAUCCCGGGGGCCGGGUGGGGGGCGGCCUUGACAGCGACGUGACGGGAGCCUUCGGGGGUGAAGGGGGGGUAAGCACAGUAGCAGCUGGUGGGUCGCUCCACCUAUUGACCGGUCACAAAAGACGGGGGGGGGCUGAGAGUGCGCUCCAGAGCCCACGCAUUCGUCGCCUCCACCACGAAGACCUUCUGUGCCUCUUUGGCAAACCAGCCAAGAGACAGUGUUGUGAAGCAGGCCGUUCGAUUUCAGUACUGACAUGCGGCCAACCUCUCGAAGACCCUCCCAACACCGGGUCUGACGGCGAUUACCCUGUACCUUCGGCCAUCAUCGGAGAAAGGGGGGGAGCAACAACCGAAAAGGGUCCAGUCGACGAGGCGGCGGUUGUACCACGGGUGGCAUCGGAGGUAGCGAGGGCAGCCUGGGAGGAACACCGUAGGCGCUUGCAACAACAGCAUGACACUCGCAGACGCUGCCUACCUGUGAGGGCAAUGUUGCACGGCGCCGGCUCGGCCGACGCCGCAAUUCCCCCGGUCGUGCCACGUCUCGCAUGGCGGCAGGAGCGGAGGCGCCGGAGUGCGGCGGGGAAAGACAGGCAGCAGGAGCCACUAGUGGGGGGUCAGCGUGACCCGCAGGUGGGCGGGCAGCAGGGGGCCCGGGAGAGGAGCCGGCAGCUGCCGGUGGGGACGGGGCAGCAGGAGCUGCAGAGCGGAGGGCAGCAGGAGCUGCAGAGCGGGGGGCAGCAGCAGCUGCAGAGCGGAGGGCAGCAGGAGCUGCAGAGCGGAGGGCAGCAGCAGCUGCAGAGCGGAGGGCAGCAGCAGCUGCAGAGCGGAGGGCAGCAGCAGCUGCAGAGCGGAGGGCAGCAGGAGCUGCAGAGCGGAGGGCAGCAGGAGCUGCAGAGCGGAGGGCAGCAGCAGCUGCAGAGCGGAGGGCAGCAGGAGCUGCAGAGCAAAGGGCAGCAGGAGCUGCAAAGCGGAGGGCAGCAGCAGCUGCAGAGCGGAGGGCAGCAGGAGCUGCUGAGCGGAGGGCAGCAGGAGCUGCAGAGCGGAGGGCAGAGGCAGCUGCAGAGCGGAGGGCAGCAGCAGCUGCAGAGCGGAGGGCAGCAGGAGCUGCAGAGCGGAGGGCAGCAGGAGCUACAGAGCGGAGGGCAGCAGCAGCUGCAGAGCGGAGGGCAGCAGCAGCUGCAGGGCGGAGGGCAGCAGGAGCUGCAGAGCGGAGGGCAGCAGGAGCUGCAGAGCGGAGGGCAGCAGGAGCCGCAGGAGCUGCAGAGCGGAGGGCAGCAGCAGCUGCAGAGCGGAGGGCAGCAGCAGCUGCAGAGCGGAGGGCAGAAGCAGCUGCCGAGCGGAGGGCAGCGGGAGCUGCAGAGCGGAGGGCAGCAGCAGCUGCAGAGCGGAGGGCAGCAAGAGCCGCGGCAGCUGCCGAGUGGAGGGCAGCGGCAGCUGCAGAGCGGAGGGCAGCAGGAGCUGCAGAGCGAAGGGCAGCAGGAGCUGCAGAGCGGAGGGCAGCAGCAGCUGCAGAGCGGAGGGCAACAGCAGCUGCAGAGCGGAGGGCAGCAGCAGCUGCCGAGCGGAGGGCAGCGGGAGCUACAGAGCGGAGGGCAGCAGCAGCUGCAGAGCGGAGGGCAGCAAGAGCCGGGAGCGGUUGGAGAAGUUUUGGGUCGGGGAGUGGCGGGAGCUGUUUGA